Chlamydomonas reinhardtii is the source of this 5282-nucleotide messenger RNA. RefSeq lists its product as uncharacterized. The record is from RefSeq and is a predicted model, not a curated record. Lineage: Eukaryota; Viridiplantae; Chlorophyta; Chlorophyceae; Chlamydomonadales; Chlamydomonadaceae. Gene Ontology annotation, molecular function: microtubule motor activity; ATP binding; microtubule binding. Gene Ontology annotation, biological process: microtubule-based movement. The transcript has 18 exons. The coding region runs from base 246 to 4808 and encodes 1520 amino acids.
GGUAUUACAACUACUACUCACCGAGCUGUUGGGCCUUGGGCUCGCUACCCCCCGCAGACCUUGACCAGACCGCUGUGCUCAACACAGCCCAACCUCGAAGACCCGCCUUGUUGAAAUGAAUCAUUGGCGAAAAUAGCACACAACAAAUAUCAUAGCUCGCCCUGCCGAUCGUGGGGCCCUGCAAACUAGCACCAAUGACGGGCACGCCAGUCCAUGCGACGCCCUUGGGGACGCCCAGGAGCACGAUGACCAACAACUCAGAGGCCCUCGGAGCAGCAAUCAACCUGCCUGGAAAGUCAGAGAAGGUCUGGGUGGGCGUCCGCGUUCGGCCGCUGUUGCAGCACGAGGUGGACGCGAAGGAGACCGUUGCCUGGCGUGCAGCCGACAACUGCACCUUAAAAUGCCUGGCUGAGGAAAAGGGCAGCACGUCGCACCAGCAGAAGAACGUGCAGCAGAACGCCUUUCUCUAUGACCGGGUCUUCGCCGACAGCUGCAGUUCGGAGGAGGUCUACGCCUCAGCAGCUCAGCCGAUGGUGCAGUCGGCUAUGGAGGGAUACAACUGCACGCUCUUCGCGUACGGGCAGACGGGGUCGGGCAAGACGACGACGAUGCGCUCGGUAAUGCAACAUGCUGCCAAGGACAUUUUCAUGCACAUCUCGCGCACGCGCGACCGCAACUUCGUGCUGCGGAUGUGCGCCAUCGAGGUUUACAACGAGGUCGUGCAUGACCUGUUUGUUGACACGGACACGAACCUCAAAAUCAACGAUGACAAGGAGAAGGGCCCUGUGGUCGUGGACCUGUCAGAGCAGAACAUCGAGUCAGAGGAGCACCUGAUGAAAAUGCUGAAGGCCGUGGAGGGUCGCCGGCAGGUCCGUGAGACCAAGAUGAAUCAAAAGAGCAGCCGCUCCCACCUGGUCGUGCGGCUGUACGUGGAGAGCCGCCCUGCAGUGGCCUCCGACGAGGACAACUCGGACGAGGAAGGCUCACUGGCCAGCGAUGACAGCAGCUCGGGCGAAGGCGGCGCGGGCGUGCAGGCACCACGCAUGUCCACAAUUAAUUUCGUGGACCUAGCCGGCAGCGAGCGCCUCACGCAGGCGUCUAUGACGGACGACGUGGACAAGGAGAAGCUACGGCAGAAGGAGGCCAGCAACAUCAACGUCAGCCUGCUCACGCUGGGCAAGGUCAUUCGCGCGCUGGGCGCGGCCGCCAGCAAGCGUGGCGGUGGCGGCGAGCACGUGCCGUAUCGCGAGUCCAACCUGACCCGCAUCCUUCAACCCUCGCUGGCGGGCAACUCCCGCAUGGCCAUCAUCUGCAACCUGUCGCCCGCCUCAGGCUCGGUGGACAACAGCCGCGCGGCACUGCACUUCGCGAACCACGCGAAGAAUGUGAUGAUGCGGCCCGUGGUGAACGAGGUGCGGGACGAGCAGGCGCUCAUCCGCAAGAUGGAGGUGGAGAUUGCGGAGCUGCGCCGCAAGCUGGACCGCAUGGACCGCGGCUCCAAAAAGAGGGCGCUGGCGGAGAAGGAUGCUGAGCUGCGUCAGGCGGUGCAGGAGCGUGAGGCGCUGGCGCGCAAGCUGGGCCAGAUGGAGAAAUUCAUCAUCCGCGGCGGCACCGGCAGUCCCGCCCAGGGCCUCCGCCGUAGCUUCGACGGCGUGGACAUGAAUGGUCUCAACGCCUCCGUGGCGGGUGCUGCUGGAGCCUAUGGGCGGGGCCUUACUGGAGGCCUGGCGGGCGCGGCUGCGGGUGUGGCCGGCAUGUCGGUGCGGGCGUCGUGGAACCCCACCAGCACCACCUCACCGAUGGACGGCCGGGCCACCGCCGCAAGCGCAGCAAACAAGUUGUCAGCUGCACUGGUCGGCAGGUCGGUGGCGCCCAACCGCCUGCUCCUGGACUUCUGGAUGCUGAAGCCGGACGUCCGCAAGUGCCUGAACAAGAUUGAGGGCACAGCAGGUGGUGCCUCCGGCAUCUCGCCGCAGCUGGCGCGUGGCGGCGGUAUGUUGGGCGCGUCAGUGGCUGCGCGCAGCAGCAGCGUUCCCUUUGCGGACGCUCUCAACGCGGUUGCUGCUGACGCGCAGCGGCAGAGCUGCAUGCCGGGCCUUCGCACCGAGAUUGGAAAGCUGCAGACGCCGGAGGGCACAAAGGCGCAGGAGGCCCUGUCCGCUCUGCAGGCGGAGGUGCGCGCCUACAGCCAGCAGCCGGCUGCUGCCGCAGCGGUGGCGGCUGCCGCCAGCGCCACGCCCGACACCGCCGACCGCUGGCUAAGCCAGCUCAACGAGAUGCUGCAGAACAUGGAGGCGCGGCAGCAGCAGCUGGCGGCGGAGGCAGCUGCCGCGGCGACUGCCAAUAGCGCCGGCGCGGCCGGGGAUGCCGCUCAGGCCAAUGACGGCGCAGAGGACGGCGCUGACCCAACCGACCCGCUGCUGCAGCCGCCCAGCGACGAGGACCAGGCAGCACUCAUGGAGUACCUGCGCAGCGAGGUCGCGCGCCUGCAGCGCAUGCGGGCCGCAAACGAGCAAACCAAGCAAGCAAUGGACUCCCUGGCCUCCAAAGUGGAGAACCUGCAUGACUCGGCGGCGGCGGGUGCCCCGGCAAGCGCUGAGGCGGCCCACGCGGGGGCUGCGGAGGUUCUGGAGCGUCUCAAGACUGCCCUUGAGGAGGCUGAUGCCCUGGAGGAGUGCGACGAGGAGGACGAGGACGCCUCGCAGGACAGCAAGACCCCUGGCAGUGCAGGCGGCCGCCAGGUCGUGCCUCGUCGCCGCCGCGCUGGCGCCGCCGCCGACGUUGGUGAGGCCACCAGCAGCCAGCGCUACGACUCACCGGUGGCAAGCGGCCAUGCCGCUACCGCCGGUGCCCUGGCUACGGGAGUGAGCCCGACUGCAGGUCCGCAGCGCUUGAGUGGCACGAAGCUUCCGCGGGCGCUGCUGUCCGACGCCGGUGGCCUAGAUGCUGCCGGAAACGGCGCGGUGCUCAAAUCGCCGCGCCUUGGGCUCAUGGCCUCGCCACACGGCGGCGCCGCAGGGACGCCGGGCGCUGCGCUCACAUCCACGCCCAACAGCAAGACCCUGCGGCCUGCCGGCGCCACGAUGUCCGCAUCUGUUGGCGCCAUGGCGCACGCGGCCCUGGGCCACCACGGCUCUGACAGCCCGCGCGGCCUGGCGGACACGGCGGACGAGAUGGCGCUGCGCCGCAUGCGCACGCCCAGCUUGUCCAUGCAAGCCUCCGACGGCGAGCCUGGCGGUGCCCGCACCGCCAGCGUCAGCAGCCGUGGCGCGCUGCUGCGCUGGGACACGGACCGCGCAAAGCGCAUCAUCAGCCGCGAGAAGGAUGCCAUCCAUGCAUGGUACGCCGCUGAGGUGUCACGGCUCAAGGCGGCCUUCAACAAGGAGGCGCAGGCGGACGUGGAGGCAAUGAAGGAGGCGGUGGAGCGGUACAAGCACAUGUUUGAGGAGACGCAGGAGCGCGUGGAGCGGCUAAACAUGCAGAAGCAGCUGCUCAUCAAGCAGGUGCUGCAGCUGGAGCUGGCGGUCGAUGAGGCGGAGCAGCGGGAGGUCAGGAGCGCCGCUCUUGUUGCGCAGCUGACGGCUGAGCGGGACCAGGCCCAGUACGAGGCCAUGCAGGCCAAGGGCCGCGCGCAGGCGGCAUUUCUGCAGGCGCAGCGCGCACAGGCCGCCCUGCAGGAAGCUCACGCAUCGCACCGGCCCAUGACGCCGAACGAGCAACAUGCUUUCAUUGACGACGAGGAUGACGACUGGGCCAAUGCACCGACGCCUGAGGCGCUGAUGGCCCAGAUCUGCGAGCUAUGGAACAAGCUGCACGUUCCGCUGAGCUACCGCAGCCACUUCUACCUGCAGUUCCGCGACAAGGAGCCCAUCCACCUGUCCAUGGAGCUUCACCGCAUGAAGAACCGGAUGCAGCAGCUGCAAAAGCAGGCCGACACGGUCAUGGAAUUCCACAUCAGCCGUACCAAGGCAGUGGAGAAGGCGAAGCGCGCACUGGAGCGGGAGCGCAAGGUGCUGGCUGCCGAGAUGCGGUACAGCUACAACCAGGCGCAGCGCGAGGAGCUUUUCGAGGCGUGGGGCGUCAAGCCGAACUCCAAGGGCCGCAAGAUGCAGCUGGUGAAGAAGCUGUGGGAGCCCGCCUACACCCAGGACCAGGCUGGCAUUGAGGCGUGCGCGCUGGUGGUGCGCCAUCUGGCCGGACCCGACGCCACCGAGCAAUUCGUGCAGCUCAUGUUCGGCAACACCGCGGAAGCGGUGGCUCGGCCUACACCGGUGGGCGCGCUGGUGCAGACCCUGGUGCGGCGCGUCACCACGCCACGGCCACGGGGCAAGGGCACGCCCAACGCCGCGCCCACGGCCUCCGGGGCGACGAACGCAAACAACCCUGGCAUGGUCACGCCACGCGGCGCGUCCGUCGGCGGCAUGUUGUCACAGCUGGCGGGGCGCAUGGGCUCCUUCCUGGGCCGUGACAACGCCGGCGGCACUCGCGCGUCCACGCCCGGGCUACCGCCAAUGGCACCCCAGGCCACCCCCCGCGGGGCACCGCCGCCGGCACCGCUGGCAGAGGGCGCGACGCCGCGGCACACGCCGGUCGGCUUCGCGUCGCCGCCACAAGCCGGGCCACAGGGCGAGGUGGGGCCCAUGACGAAGAGCUUCGCGCCUGGCGGUGGCACUCCGCUACCGUCUGCGCGCGGGUCAGGGCCGGCCGACCGGCCGCCGCCGUACCCUGCGCAGGCGGCCGGCACGCCACCAGCGUCGGCGCGGGGUGCACCCACGUACGCAGCGGUGCCCGGGCGUGCUGGUGCAUGAGUCUGUUUGACGCUGCGGCAGGUGUAGGGAUUAAAGUGCAAGGUAACUGCUUUGGUAGCAACACAUGUGUAUGUUUAGAUUUGGUAAGUGCCGGUCACCCGGUGGUGGUGGGCUGUGGCGCUAGGUAAACUGGUAAGAGGGGCUUCCAAUUGUAGCUCACUUGAAGGAGUGCCACAAACAAUUGCAUCAUGGUUGAAAGUUGGACGACAAUGCAGUGGCUGAGUGCCUUUAGAUACAAGGUACGCGCGUAGAAGGUCGCCACCAUAAGUACCAACCCUCGUCGUGAAAUAGAGCAGGUGCUAAGGCUUACGAUCCGCGGAAGCGGCAAUGGGCACGAGGUGCCGGCCGAUGGAUGCGGGGUCCUAGGCGUAUGGCAGGCAACUCCUGUCGGCUGUCAGCGGGGCGGGGGGCGUUGGCUAACCCAGUACCCCUUGAAUGCCCCAGCGCUUUGUUUUACUGUAACCCUUCCCAAGC